CCCUGUAGUUUCCGAAUCCAAUUUGUCCUAAUCCAUCAAAGCAAUGCGUAGGUGAGCCCUAAUGGGAUUAGGGAAGCCCUAAAGGCCCGCGCAUAUAAAGGGAGUUCUCCGCUAGUUUUCGCUUAGUGGUAGGAGUUUGUUGGCAAAAUGGUGUUCAACUUCCGGGUGUUCAAAAAACAAGCCCCCAAUGGGAAACUUACCAUGUACUUGGGUAAGCGCGACUUUGUGGAUCACAUUUCCGGCGUGGAGCCCAUAGAUGGGGUGGUCGUAAUCGACGAAGAAUACAAGGAGCGCAAAGUCUUCGGGCAAGUGGUGUGCAGCUUCCGCUACGGACGCGAAGAGGACGAGGUGAUGGGCUUGAACUUCCAAAAGGAUCUUUUCCUGGCUUCUGAGCAAGUGUAUCCGCCGCCAGAGAAACAUGAGACCUCAAAGUUGCAGGACAGGCUGGGGAAGAAGUUGGGAGAAAAUUGCUUCCCUUUUCGAUUCACCUUGCCCCCCAGCGCUCCCGCUUCUGUUACCCUCCAACCUGGGCAAGAGGACGAUGGGCAGCCGUGCGGGGUCCACUACUACGUGAAGCUCUUUGUGGGGGAACACGAAACUGAUCGAAGCCACAAGCGCAGCACCGUUUCAAUGGCCAUUAGGAAGAUCCAGUACGCGCCCUCCAAACAAGGCCAACAGCCUUGCACAGUCGUGCGCAAGGACUUCAUGCUGAGCCCUGGCGAGCUGGAACUCGAAGUGUCCCUAGACAAGCAAGUUUACCAUCACGGCGAGAAGAUUGCGGUGAAUGUUUGCGUUCGCAACAACAGCAAUAAGGUGGUGAAGAAGCUGAAGGCCAUGGUGCAGCAAGGGGUGGAUGUGGUGCUGUUCCAGAAUGGCCAGUACCGCUCCACGGUGGCCAACAUCGAAACCCAGGAAGGCUGCCCGAUAAAUCCGGGUUCCAGCUUGCAGAAGGUCAUCUACUUGCUGCCCUUGCUGGCUUCCAAUAAAGACCGCCGCGGCAUCGCUUUGGACGGCCAGCUGAAGAAGUUGGACACCAACUUAGCGUCCACCACACUACUGGCCAGUCCGGAUCAACGCGAUGCCUUCGGCAUCAUUGUCUCCUACGCGGUUAAAGUGAAGCUCUAUCUCGGGGCGCUGGGAGGAGAAUUGGCUGCUGAGCUCCCGUUUGUCCUCAUGCAUCCCAAGCCCAACUCCAAGCCGAAGCUGGUGCAGGCAGACAGUCAGGCCGAAGUGGAAAUGUUCAGGCAAGACACCAUCGAACCAGAACUCGACGCCGAACUUGACUAAGUUUGCCUGCAAAACGGGACGUAAAUAAAACCGAUAAUCGGCCCUGUAAAUGAA
Messenger RNA from Dendroctonus ponderosae (mountain pine beetle), 1341 nucleotides. Its product is annotated as arrestin homolog. The transcript has 7 exons. NCBI's taxonomy places the organism in Eukaryota, Metazoa, Arthropoda, Insecta, Coleoptera, Curculionidae. Bases 148 to 1287 code for a protein of 379 amino acids. Gene Ontology annotation, biological process: G protein-coupled receptor internalization; signal transduction. The record is from RefSeq and is a predicted model, not a curated record. Gene Ontology annotation, cellular component: cytoplasm. Gene Ontology annotation, molecular function: G protein-coupled receptor binding.